CUCACAAGACCGUCACCGGAAAGAGUUUUAGCUGUGCUCGAUUAAUUGGUGGAUCGUCACGCACCUGGAGUUAUAAAGUAGGCCGCCGGCACCAGACGGAGCUCAGACUGACUAAAAUAAUGGCACGGCAAAUAGCCCUGCUGAUCUGCUCAUUGCUGGCGAUGGCUGGGUGUAAUCCAAUCGAUGUGGACUGUACUCGGCGGCAGGAUUUCAAUGUUGUCAAGGACUGCUGCGCCUAUCCCACACUUAGGUUUUACCAGUUCAAAGGCCAGUGUGGUAAAUAUAUGCCAGUUGGAGCUCCCAGAAUUUCACCCUGCCUGUAUGAAUGCAUUUUCAAUAAGACCAACACAGUUGUGGACGGAGCUAUUCAUCCUGGCAAUGCCCAACUCAUGCUGGAGAAGCUUUUCGGGAAUCAGGACUUUGAAGAAGCCUACUUCAAUGGCUUAAUGGGCUGUUCGGAUUCUGUGCAGGAGAUGCUAAGCAAUAGGAGGCCUCGCCCCCAAGGAAGAACAGAACAGUGCUCUCCGUUUUCACUUUUCUAUGCACUUUGUGCCCAGAGAUAUGUCUUCGACCACUGCCCAUCAUCCAGCUGGUCCGGCACUGAAUCUUGCGAAGUGGCCCGAUUGCAGAACAUGAACUGUUCGAAGCCGACACGUGGUUCUAGUAAUCGCCUACCAUAAAGGCAUAUACGAGUACUUGUAAUAAAAAUAUAAACGAA
Messenger RNA from Drosophila erecta, 718 nucleotides. RefSeq lists its product as uncharacterized. NCBI's taxonomy places the organism in Eukaryota, Metazoa, Arthropoda, Insecta, Diptera, Drosophilidae. The transcript is spliced from 3 exons. The record is from RefSeq and is a predicted model, not a curated record. The coding region runs from base 120 to 680 and encodes 186 amino acids.